Messenger RNA from Mesorhabditis spiculigera, 834 nucleotides. The record is from the annotation of a GenBank genome assembly. NCBI's taxonomy places the organism in Eukaryota, Metazoa, Nematoda, Chromadorea, Rhabditida, Rhabditidae.
AUGUCCGCCUUCCUCGACCUCGUCAACCAGAAGCUCCAAAUGAUCGCCGGCGCCCGGAGAUUGUUUACAGUCGGUGGAAAGGAAGUGAAGCGGAUCGAUGCGUUACAAAAUGAUACGGACUACGUCGCCUCGGCUAACCACUUCACCCCAAUGGCCUAUGGCCAAACUUUGACCCGAUCGGCUUCCUCUUUUAUCACGUCAGUGACGAGUCCGAGUCUUGCCGCCCAAACCGCGCGUCCGUCUCGUUCUUCUGAACCCAGGGCCGCGAAGUCGACGGGCGAGAAGCGGAAGCGAGCGAAAUCUCAUGCGCCUCCCGGUACCGCGCCCGCCUCUACCGACCUGACGGUGCGUAUCAAGAAACUCGUCAAAAAUGGCGAAAAAAAACUCGAAAAAGCCUUCUCCUUCGGCGACAACGGGGAGUCGACGAAGAAAAAGGUGAAGAAACGGGUGCAGAAUGGGGUGGACUCCGUGAAGAAGACGGGCGGAGAUUUGCAUGAGGGAGGGAAGAAAGUAGUCCGAAAAACGAAGAAAAAAGUCAAAGAAAAUCUUGACGUGGUCAUCGACAAGGUCCAGGAUACGGCGGAUGGUGCAAAUGCUCAUGUCGUUGGAGCAGCAGCGGCUGGUGGAGCGGCGAUAGGAGCCACCGGAGCUGCUUUGAACCACGCCGUCUCCGACAUCUUGUCCGAUAAGGAGAAUGAUGACCAUGCCCACAAGAUCGACGAUCAUGCUCACGAAGUAGAGCACCAUUCUGAGGUGGUGAUCGACGAGGUCGCAGGCGGAUCCGACUCUUCCCGACGUACCCUCGUCCUCUCGCGUAAUGGGAAGCCGGAGCAC